AUGGGCCCACCAUUGCGCGCCGCCGCGAUAAAUCAACCAUUCGUGCGCAGGAGGCUAGGCCGGCCUACGGGUGGGGGUCGGGGAGUCAGGCAGCGCCGUGGGCAGCAGCGCGCCGAAGGCGACGUGGACCUGCGCGGGGCGGGCGCAGCCCCUCCGCCGGCUCCAGACCGGCCUGCGGGGCGUCGGUGCGGCUCCACCAUGUCGAAGGUGUCCUUUAAGAUCACGCUCACGUCGGAUCCGCGGCUGCCCUACAAAGUACUCAGUGUUCCUGAAAGUACACCUUUUACAGCAGUCUUAAAGUUUGCAGCAGAAGAAUUUAAAGUUCCUGCAGCAACAAGUGCAAUUAUUACCAAUGAUGGAAUAGGAAUAAAUCCUGCUCAGACUGCUGGAAAUGUUUUUCUAAAGCACGGUUCAGAACUACGAAUUAUUCCUAGAGAUCGUGUUGGAAGUCAUUAAUACAUGCAACUUGGAGCACAGUUACUGACCAGAAUAAAUAUUGAUGUUUGUUGUUGCUGUAAAAUUGAAAUCAGGUAUUUAAGAUACUAUGAAAAUAACAAGAAUCAAAGAAACAAUGAAUGGUGGCUCUUCUGUCCCUGUUGUUCAUACUUUUCAUAUGAAGUGGGAAGCCUCAUGGGUGGAGGGCACGACCUCCAGAGAAGGUGGUACAGUUGAUGGUUGCUACCUCAUCACAAUUGAGAGUUCACUUGUGGCACAUGGAUUAUCUGACUUGGCUAAUAAUUCUUAGCCAGAACAUUUUGAAAGCUAAAGUUCACUGUCACACUUGUAUUUGAGUUAAAAUAUAAAAGGAUUAUGGGUCAUGGAUGACAAUUGACUUGAUACUAUCUUACUUGCAAACUCGUAGUUUGAUUACUCUAUAGUCUGAUGACGUUAAUAGACAUUUCAGUGAAAAAAAUCUUAGUUUUUUAAGUUUCAACCUUAAUAUAUCCUAUAAAUUUUAAUUUCUAAUCAUGAAGCCAAAAGGUGAAUUUUUAAAUCUAUCCAUUGUAUCUAUAAAUAUUUUAACUGCGAUCUUGCAAAAUUCAGUGUUUAUAAUUGAAUUGAGAAAAGUAGAAACAUCUUUUGUUGAGUUAUGUAUUCUUUUAAUACCAACUUACAUGACAGAAAUCCUCAAGAAACCAUUUUUUGAGGAUAUUUUUGAACAGCGUUCAGAAAGAAUGUUGUUGCAGAGGAGACCUGAAGUGUACGCGUGGCUUUGAUCAAAGCAGCACUGACUGGAUGUGCUGAUGAGCAGAACUCGCUGAAGACCUGGCCUUUAAGGCAGUGUCACUACUAGUCAUCUUGUGGAUAAGAAGCCUGGGAGGGAAGAUGGGAAAGCCCCGAUGGCCCGACUGGGACAAGAAAGCAAAGGACAGCAGUGACAAGGAACAGCACCGAGCUGCAGGAAAAUUCCACGGGCUGGACAAACCUAAAAGAAUAGGUUGUAGAAAAGCGAAAGGGAAGACAAAAUACAUGACAUAGACUUAAGUACCAGGUGACAGAGAGGAGGCUAUAUUAUAUGAAUGUAAACACUUCAGAAAUACCCUUGAUGAAGGUCCGAAGAAAGAUUUGUCCAUACAGAGAAAACCUUGAUCUCUGCUGUCUUGAAGGAUGAAUUAAAGGCUCAUGACUCAGAGCGGGGGCUUGAGCAGCUGCAUUUGCAGUAGUGCGCUCUGGAGGCAAGGGGAAGGCAGGUUCUCACUAACUACUCGCUACAUCCAUGGAUAAAGCUCUAGGACCAAGUUUUACAUUGACAUGUUUGAGUGUUACAGGGCCUCAGUUUUAUUUAUAAGAAAAUGUAACACACAGCAUAUGAAAGCUACAUUAAUGGUUUGGGAAAUUACUAGAUAUUGAUCACAAAUUAUCAAAGCAGAGGGUACCAGCUGAUACAGGUAAUUCUAUUUUUAUAAAAAUCUAGUACUUAGUGACCCGGCUCUUUAUAAAAUUAGGCCUCAGUUAAGCAGAACUGUCUGAAUACUGUCUUUUAAGUUCUGGGCUUAAUUAUAAUUGUCUUCUUUCUCCUCUUAUAACACAAGUCUGCCUGCUGCUUGUGCAAUCCACUUAAAUGUCCUUUGCUAUGAAGUGAUAUAUUUAAUACUUAUUUGUUUGGUUUUGAAAAUUAAAUUGUAAUCUCAAAAACAUGUAUUAAGCAACUAGAUGUUUUAUUAUUAAAUGUGAUCUGUAAGCUCUUUGUGCCUAAUGUUUUAAAGCAUUGUAUUUAAAUGCAUUACUGGUCCAUAAUGAAUAUCUUAGGAAAAUACAUUUUCUUAUACUGUAAA
This is a messenger RNA of Jaculus jaculus (lesser Egyptian jerboa), 2276 nucleotides long. It is a transcript of the gene Ufm1, whose product is annotated as ubiquitin fold modifier 1. Lineage: Eukaryota; Metazoa; Chordata; Mammalia; Rodentia; Dipodidae. The transcript has 7 exons. The record is from RefSeq and is a predicted model, not a curated record. Gene Ontology annotation, biological process: protein K69-linked ufmylation. Gene Ontology annotation, cellular component: nucleus; cytoplasm. Bases 1 to 456 code for a protein of 151 amino acids.